AUGAGAACCCCCAACAAGAGUUUAGAUCGUGAUAAUCCUGAACUUGGUUGUAAAUCAAAAGGGAAGGUAGAAAUUGAUCCCACCAAAAAUAAAAUAGCAGCUUUAAGAGUAGGCAGAGAAAGUGUUUAUCAACUUCAAUACCAGAAUGGGUGGAAAGAAAGAGAUGAAGAAGAUGAUUGGAGGUGA
Molecule: messenger RNA, 186 nt
Organism: Entrophospora candida
Lineage: Eukaryota; Fungi; Glomeromycota; Glomeromycetes; Entrophosporales; Entrophosporaceae
Source: the annotation of a GenBank genome assembly